CUCCGCCAUAAAGGGGCGGCGGGCGCGGCCCCGAGAGCCGAGCGUGGGAGCCCCGCGCCCGCCCGCAGCCGCCGCCGAGCCCAGGAACCCCCUCGUCAGGACUGCAGCCAUGGCCACCUCAGCGAGCUCCCACCUGAGCAAAGCCAUCAAGCACAUGUACAUGAAGCUGCCGCAGGGGGAGAAGGUCCAGGCCAUGUACAUCUGGAUUGAUGGCACGGGAGAGCACCUCCGCUGCAAAACACGCACGCUGGACCACGAGCCCAAGAGCCUGGAAGAUCUCCCUGAGUGGAAUUUCGAUGGCUCCAGCACCUACCAGUCYGAAGGCUCCAACAGCGACAUGUACCUGCGACCUGCUGCCAUGUUCCGGGACCCUUUCCGCAAGGACCCCAACAAACUCGUWCUCUGCGAGGUCUUCAAAUACAACCGCCAGUCUGCAGACUCAAAUCUCCGGUACACCUGCAGGAGGAUUAUGGACAUGGUGUCCAACCAGCACCCCUGGUUUGGGAUGGAGCAGGAGUACACUCUCCUGGGGACAGACGGACAUCCAUUCGGCUGGCCUUCCAAUGGCUUCCCUGGACCUCAAGGUCCGUAUUACUGCGGUGUGGGGGCAGACAAAGCCUAUGGCAGGGACAUUGUGGAGGCCCACUACCGAGCGUGCCUUUAUGCCGGCGUGAAAAUCGGAGGAACCAACGCAGAAGUGAUGCCAGCCCAGUGGGAGUUCCAGGUGGGACCAUGCGAAGGGAUUGAGAUGGGGGAUCACCUCUGGAUCGCGCGCUUCAUCCUGCACCGGGUGUGYGAGGACUUCGGGGUCGUGGUGUCCUUCGAUCCCAAGCCCAUCCCUGGGAACUGGAACGGUGCUGGCUGCCACACCAACUUCAGCACCAAGAGCAUGAGGGAAGAAGGAGGUCUCAAGCACAUCGAGGAGGCCAUCGAGAAGCUGAGCAAGCGCCACCAGUACCACAUCCGUGCCUAUGACCCCAAGGGGGGGCUGGACAAUGCCAGGCGCCUGACGGGCUUCCACGAGACGUCCAACAUCAACGAGUUCUCGGCCGGCGUGGCCAACCGCGGCGCCAGCAUCCGCAUCCCGCGCAGCGUGGGCCACGAGAAGAAGGGCUACUUCGAGGACCGCCGGCCCUCGGCCAACUGCGACCCCUACGCUGUGACAGAGGCCCUGGUCCGCACGUGUCUCCUCAACGAAACCGGGGAUGAGCCUUUUGAGUACAAGAACUAAGCAGACUGCGCCCCGCAGACACCGCCUCCCCCCGCGCUCCCCGCGCCCCUAAACUUCCCUUCUAGCUGUAAUCCCAAGGGUACAAGAUAACAUGUUUUGUGUCUCAGUAACUCUUGUUGUCUUGAGGUGGGGAGGAGGGCAGGUUUAGUUUUAUCCAUGUCUGUUUGUCAUUGACUCUUCAGAAGACGAGAGGAGGACGGGGUGUUAGAGAACUUUUAACCACUGUUUUAUUUUUUUUGUCUAAUUCAUGUGUACAUCCGAUGGGAUCCAGUGGCUUCCAGGGACAGACUGCACACACAGAAAGGCAGCAGGAGAGAGAAAGCUUAAAACAGAGUCAGAUUUGGGGGGKGUCAGCCCCCUGCAGACCGAUGGCUCUCUAAGGUUGGUGCCUUUCUGUGGAGAAGGGAAGAUGGGAGCUGUGGUGAUGGGAGCYGUGCGUGUGCUCCUGCCUGUGUGGGGGAGAUGACAGGAAGAUCGUCGCCCUCCGGCCACUCUGAGGUUUCUGGGAAUCUUCUGGCAUUGAGCUCAGCGUAGGAGCGUUGAGGAGAACUCCUGGUUCUGUCACUGGAAGUCAACCSAUCUCUGGCUCAUAACACAGAGUGAAGUAGUAUUUUUCUAUUUAAAUAUAAAAACAGCAAAAAAAAAAUUAUAUAUGGAAGUGUUUUUUUCUUAAAGAGAUGACGUUCCAAUGCCUCAUCCAGCUGGAGCAGGCAGAGCUCGUACGGAUGCCAUCAGAGGCCUCCAGGUGGGACUGAGGGCAAGCUUGGAGGGAGAAUUGGAUGAGAUUUGUUCCAGCAYGGAGUGGAGCUUGCAGGAGGGGGUUCCCAGAGCGGGGAGCCUGCAGAAACAUUGUCACUGUAACUCGAGUGGCCGUGACACGCUCAGAGCGGGAGGAAGGUGUCCUGAACCAAGAGUUGACUGGUCAACAGCGUUCCGGACUCUCCAGAGCCGUGGGUGUGUCACCUGUCCAGCAGGGCUAGCAUGUCACUAAAGCAGGGCUUUGGAUAAUGGAAAAAAAAAGAAAAAAGAAAAAAAAAAAAAGAAGUUUUAGAUUUUUUUUUCAUAAUGUUCUUAGUUUCUCCGACUGAAUGGUUUUACAGAGACCGUUGAUGCCACUGUUGUGUCCUGGCUCUCCCGGGCUGCCUGCCAUCCAGCCGGGAUGGGGGCUAGGAGAAGGGAAGGGAGAGGCCACCUGUCCCUCCCGGCCAGCCCUGGCACCCCCAGCUCCUGCUGCGGGGUUCAAACGUUCUGGGAUUUUACACUUGGGUAUCUCAGAUGGUGCCAGUUAUAUUCCGUUGCAUUUGGACUUCUUCCGAAUAGAUUUUCUUUUUUUUUUUUGUAAUAAAAAAAGAAAAAAAGAACAAAACCUUAAAUCYGA
Messenger RNA from Malurus melanocephalus (red-backed fairy wren), 2609 nucleotides. It is a transcript of the gene GLUL, whose product is annotated as glutamate-ammonia ligase. NCBI's taxonomy places the organism in Eukaryota, Metazoa, Chordata, Aves, Passeriformes, Maluridae. Gene Ontology annotation, molecular function: glutamine synthetase activity. The transcript is spliced from 7 exons. The record is from RefSeq and is a predicted model, not a curated record. Gene Ontology annotation, cellular component: cytoplasm. Bases 110 to 1231 code for a protein of 373 amino acids.